Messenger RNA from Peromyscus eremicus (cactus mouse), 1870 nucleotides. It is a transcript of the gene Ifi44l, whose product is annotated as interferon induced protein 44 like. The coding region runs from base 8 to 1330 and encodes 440 amino acids. The transcript has 8 exons. The record is from RefSeq and is a predicted model, not a curated record. NCBI's taxonomy places the organism in Eukaryota, Metazoa, Chordata, Mammalia, Rodentia, Cricetidae.
CAGGAACAUGGACGUGACAACCAGAUUGACGUGGAUACAGGAACGGAUUCUGGGGAAACUACUUGGGAAUACAUCUUUAACUCUUCUCUAUCAGUCUAGAGUUCAUCAACUGUGCACUCUUGACAUGAGUAAGAGAUGUGCUCAUCAGAGAUCCACGAUGACAGUAGUUCACUUGAAGCAAGCUGUUGUGGGUGUUUUUAUGCUGGAAGAGUUUCCCAUUUUACAUUCUGAUAAGCCAAGUACUUGUGUUUGGUUUUCAUUUAAAGAGAAUAACAGCACUGGAAUGUCGACUUUACUUUUGAACACACAAGUAGAAGUCAGGGGUACACUUCUGAAGUUUUCCUCUCUUGAUGGUUUGUCACUCUCUGUGGAUCCAGGAACAUACAAACUUCAUCUUAAUGAUGCAGUGAUAAAAGAACUCAAACUCAAUGCUAAACCUGUCUCUGGAUAUUUGGAGUGCGAAAUUUUCCGAGUUGAUGGCGUUAAGAAUGAUCCAGGCUUCAUAAAGAAGAUGUUGACCGUCCGACAGUACCGAGGAAGGUUACUAUCUGCUCUCAGAGCCUACAGGCCCAAAAAAGACUUGGUUUCAGAAGUUCGUAUUCUCUUGGUGGGUCCAGUAGGUUCUGGAAAGUCCAGCUUUUUCAAUUCAGUGAAGUCUGCUUUCCAAGGCCACCUAACUCGCCAGGCCAUUGUGGGGUCUGACGAAACCAGCAUUACCAAACAGUACAGAAUAUAUUCUGUUAAAGAUGGAGAAGGUGGGAAAACACUCCCAUUUAUGCUGUGUGAUUCAAUGGGGCUGGAUGAGAGAGAAGAAGCAGGACUAUGCAUAGAUGACAUAUCUCAUAUCUUAAAAGGCUGUGUACCAGACCGGUAUCAGUUCAACCCGUGUAAGCCGAUUAAGCCAAAGCACUCCACUUCCGUCACCUCUCCACCACUGAAGGACAGGAUUCACUGUGUGGCUUAUGUCUUAAACAUCAACUCUGUUAACACCCUGUCAGAUAAAAUGGUGGCAAAGCUCAAAGAAGUCCACAAAGAUGCAGCAGACUGUGGUGUCGGACAAGUAGCCUUGCUUACUAAUGUGAAUAACUGUGAUGAAGUUCUUGAUGACAGUUUUUUAAACAUGGCAGAAAAUAUGACUUCUCAAAGCCAGGUAAAGAAUGUACAAAACAUGCUAAAUAUUCCUAUAGCUAAUAUCUUGAUGGUUAGUAACUAUGCUUCGGAGCGAUCGUUGGAACCUAUGAAGGAUGUCCUGAUCCUUGCUGCACUCAGGCAGAUGUUGAGGGCUGCAGAUGACUCCUUAGAAGACUUGCCUCCUGAGGAAACUGCAUAAGCUAAUGGCUCCUUCAACAGCUAAUCAUGAAUCAAAAAUGAAGAUGAAGCCUGAGAAGUGGAGAGGAGAGAGAUGCCCUACAACAAAUAUGCUUCCAUAUGCCUGUACCCACUACAGUUUAAUAUCUUGAUGUCUUUGCUUUUAUUUCUCUAGCACAUUAUGCAAUUCUGUGUAUUCUAAUCAAUUGCACAGUGAUUACAAAAUUAUAUAGAUAUCUGCUAUUCUAAAUAGAGUGUAAGUUCUUUGAGAAACAGGCCUUGGAUUUGCCUUUCUAGUCACAGAGCUCAACACAACUUCUGAUAAAUCUUUCGGAUACUCACAAUGACUCUUCUGCACCACUUUCUCUAGCUUGAUGAUUUACUUAGACAUCUACUCCAUAUAGAUGGGAAGACACAAAGAGUAAGAUGCUGGAAAGAGAACAAGAAAAUAAGUGUCAAGAGGGUGUUACUUAUCUCUGCUUGAAAACAUGGAUGCCUCUAAACAAUUUAAAUUAAUUAAAAAGAGUCAAUAUUUGUUAACAACUUUGUUAAUUACAUUAAU